AUGAGUAUCUGGAUUCCGCAAUCUUCCAUAGGACACCUUAGGGAGUACAAAUAUCAAAGUGAAGAUCGUUCCCUAACUACCAAGUACAUUCUCAAGCCAUUCUGGGUGAAGUUUGAACGUAUAUUCCCAACAUGGAUGGCCCCAAAUAUGGUUACCUUGUUGGGGCUUUUGUUUAUUGUUGUGUCUGACUUACUGGUCAUGUACUUUGAUCCUUAUUACAAUAAGGAAUCGCCGCAAUGGGUUUAUUUCUACCACGCAAUUGCAGUCUUUAUGUAUCAAACAUUCGAUGCUUGCGAUGGUAUCCAUGCACGUAGAACCGGCCAAAGUGGUCCUCUGGGAGAACUGUUUGAUCACUGCUGUGAUUCGAUGAAUACCACGUUGAUGGUCAUCCAAUUCUCAAGGAAUGUUAUCCAGACAUUGAAGAAUGAAAAGAGAGAACAUGAAAUUGAUUAUGCCAUGAAAGGCCUCGUGACAUUCAUCUCCUACUAUUUGAUGAUCGUUUGCCUAUUCAUUAUGUAUCCAACAAUAUGGAAAGAUUACACAACUACCAUGCUCUUGACUAUUGGGUCCUGUAUGUCAUUCACCGUUGGAAGAAUCAUUACGGGCCAUUUGACCAAACAAGAGUUCCCAUUUGUCAAUUUCCCAAUGUUGGUUCCAUUAACCCAAAGUAUUGCAAUAGAAUUGUUGACUAGAGUAUUUGAUGUUGAAUUUGACGUUGCAAUGCAAUUCACAAUGUAUUCUGGCCUUGGUGCCAGCCUCUUAAUUUAUGGUAUGUUUGUCACGGAAAUCAUCUACGAUAUUACCACCUAUUUAGACAUUUGGGCAUUGACAAUCAAGCAUCCAAAACCAGUCAAGGAUGAAUAG
This is a messenger RNA of Pichia kudriavzevii, 864 nucleotides long. RefSeq lists its product as uncharacterized. The coding region runs from base 1 to 864 and encodes 287 amino acids. Gene Ontology annotation, cellular component: membrane. The record is from RefSeq and is a predicted model, not a curated record. The transcript is spliced from 2 exons. Gene Ontology annotation, biological process: phospholipid biosynthetic process. Gene Ontology annotation, molecular function: phosphotransferase activity, for other substituted phosphate groups. Lineage: Eukaryota; Fungi; Ascomycota; Pichiomycetes; Pichiales; Pichiaceae.